GUUCGUCAAGAGUUGUGUUCAAUUGAUGCGAAUGCGUCUGCGAUGAAAACAAUUGAUAGCGGUCUAUUUGCAUUGUGUUUGGACUCAUUGGAUUCAAGCGAUCCUCAGACCCUGAUCCCAAAUCUUCUCUACGGUGACAAUGCUUCAAAUAGAUGGUUCGACAAAUGUUUUCAGUUGAUAGUGGAUGCUCGUGGACAGUCGACAAUAAAUUUCGAACAUUCGUGGGGCGAUGGAGUGGCGGUUUUGAGGUUAAUGGAAGAAUCAUAUCGUGACACAACUCGCAAUCAUUUCGUUGAUCCAAAUCAGCAGGUUGAUCAAGACAUUCAUAUCGAGAAACAUUGUCGACCGAUUGAGUUCACUUUGAGCGAUUCAUUGAAAGGUGCUGUAUCUGAUGCUCAGUCGAAGCAUCUCGCCAACGGUUCAUCACUUCAGUUCGGAAUAGUGGAAUAUUUCGGAAUGACACGAGAUUCGCUAAAGAAGGCAAAGUUAUCGCCCGAUGCAAUGAUGCAGCUAGCAAUUCAAUUAGCAUUCCAUCGACUCUAUAAAGAUUUUGUACCAACCUAUGAAUCAUGCAGCACUGCCGCCUUCUUGAAGAGCACUCUCUGA
Messenger RNA from Anisakis simplex (herring worm), 606 nucleotides. The record is from the annotation of a GenBank genome assembly. Lineage: Eukaryota; Metazoa; Nematoda; Chromadorea; Rhabditida; Anisakidae.